Trypanosoma brucei brucei TREU927 is the source of this 885-nucleotide messenger RNA. RefSeq names its product serine/threonine-protein phosphatase PP1, putative. The transcript has a single exon. Gene Ontology annotation, molecular function: protein serine/threonine phosphatase activity. Bases 1 to 885 code for a protein of 294 amino acids. The record is from RefSeq and is a predicted model, not a curated record. Gene Ontology annotation, cellular component: cytoplasm; nucleus. NCBI's taxonomy places the organism in Eukaryota, Euglenozoa, Kinetoplastea, Trypanosomatida, Trypanosomatidae.
AUGACCCUAGUACAGACACUGCUGGAGCGGAUGCUCAGCGCCAAGGGCAGUGCAACGCAACAGCAAAUUCUCAUUCGCGAGGAGGACAUACGGACAAUUCUCAAUACCGUUCGUGACGUAUUCAUGUCACAGCCCAUGCUUCUAGAGAUCACGCCACCAGUGAGGAUUUGUGGGGAUAUCCAUGGCCAAUACUACGACUUGCUGCGCGUAUUUGAGAAGUGUGGAUUUCCACCGUAUUCAAAUUACCUGUUUCUAGGUGACUAUGUUGACCGUGGCCGACACAGCGUAGAGACAAUCACUUUGCUUUUUUGUUAUAAAAUUGUGUAUCCGGAGAAUUUCUUUCUCCUUCGCGGUAAUCAUGAAUGUGCGAGCAUAAACAAAAUGUACGGUUUCUUCGAUGACGUAAAGCGACGUUAUAACAUCAAACUGUUUAAAGCAUUCACAGAUGUAUUUAACACUAUGCCUGUAUGCUGUGUUGUGAGCGAGAAAAUCAUCUGCAUGCAUGGUGGGCUGAGUCCGGACAUGACUUCAUUGGCCUCUGUGAAUGAAAUAGAACGCCCGCUGGAUGUGCCUGACAAAGGUAUUCUCUGUGACUUGCUGUGGGCAGAUCCCGAGGAUGAAGUAAAGGGUUUCCUGGAGAGUGACCGCGGUGUGAGUUACCUGUUUGGGGAAGACAUUGUAACUGACUUCCUUGAUAUGGUGGAUAUGGACCUUGUUGUGCGUGCUCACCAAGUGAUGGAGCGUGGUUACGGCUUCUUCGCAAACCGCCAGUUGGUGACCAUCUUCUCUGCGCCGAACUACUGUGGUGAAUUUGACAAUGAUGCAGCCGUCAUGAAUGUUGACGAGAAGUUACAAUGUUCCUUUCUCAUUAUACCUGCUCGCUGA